This is a messenger RNA of Peronospora belbahrii, 2820 nucleotides long. The record is from the annotation of a GenBank genome assembly. Lineage: Eukaryota; Oomycota; Peronosporomycetes; Peronosporales; Peronosporaceae.
AUGGCACGUCGAGUUUCAGUGCGUCAUGGUAGAAAGAUUGUUACUAAUCGUAGUGUCGAGUCCAGUGUGAGAGUUGAAUCUCGUGUCCAUACCGCGCGUCGAAGUACUCGAAAUCAUAAGAAUCAGUCAAAGGAUGUAUUUAGUGAUGAGGAAGAAGAGGCUGCACACCAAGAACGUACGAUGAAUGCACGAGCUGAUAUUGAUGAAGUAGUGGAGUAUGAAGAACCGAGAUUUGAUCAAGGAGAUUCAGAAAUAGAUGAAGAUGAAGCGUUUGAUAGUGAAGAUGAAGCUGCACUUGAUACUGUCAAUAAUGAACAAGAAGAAGAAGAAGAUGAUGAUGAUGAUGAUGAAGCAGAAAAGAUUAAGAAUUUGAGCAAUAUGGUGGACAGCUUAGUAGAGCAGAAGAAGAGCAAAACUUUGGCUGAGAUUGACUCGCAGUUUGCUAAUGAAACUGUCGAUGGAGAGCUAACGCUUGGUAGUCUGUUGGGUGGGCAGGUGGUUAAGUCCACAGCUGAAACUACCGAGGAGGAUAACGAAGAAGCACAAGAAAAAACUAAGACAGGGCUAGACUUGAGACGUAUGCGACAGCAGGUUCGCGAUCUGGAAGGAGACGGUACCACACUUACGCUCCAGACCAGUAGGGAACCCGUGCAUGAUGCACGUGCCCAACGCAAACUGGCGUAUGUGGAGAAGACCAAAAGUGUGGAUCUUUUUGAACCGGUAGUGCGUCGCAAUAGACAGAAGGAGACGCUUGAUCUGCGUGUCCAAGCGCCUAAACUUGAGAAGUUGACGCCUGCUGCAUUGGUCAGCAAGUUUGUCGCGCAGACAGACAUGGAGAAAAGCGUCGCGGCGUUGCUAGAAGCUGGUGACUUGAGCGACAAGAAGCUAGCAAAGGGUGAGGAAGAAGAGCUUGCGCGUAAGCACGUAUCGACUGAAGAAGUGGCUGCACGUCAGAAAGAGCUUGCAAAGCUGCGGUCGCUGUUAUUCUACGAGGAACAAAAGAAGAAGCGUAUUAAAAAGAUAAAGAGCAAGCUCUAUCACAAGAUCCGCAAUGCGCAGGACAAGAAGGCCGUAGCGAGGCAGAAGGAAGAGUUGCGUGCCCUGGACCCAGAAUUGGCUCGCAAACUUGACGAAGAGCUGGCGGAGAAGCGAGCGGAGGAACGACUAACUCUUAAGCAUCGCAACACAAGCAAAUGGGUGAAGCACCAGCUUCGUCGUGGCAUUCAAGCUGACGAUGCCACACGUAGUGCGAUUGCCGACCAGUUGCGUCGUGGCGAGGAGUUGCGGCGCAAGAUGAAUAUUGUGUACAGUGAUGACGAUGACAUGGAUGAGGAUGAAGACAAUUGCGAAGGUGAUGCUGCGUCGCGUCUACAGAAGCGUUUGGAAAGACACGCAAAUGCUUUGAUUACAGAAAUUGACGCCGACUCUGAGGAGGCUGGCAAGAAGCGAGGUCUUUAUGGAAUGAAGUUUAUGCAGCGUGCAGCCGAGAAGCAGCGCGAGGAGGCGCGCGUUGAGGCUGAGAAGCUUCUUCGCGAGAUUCACACUGGCAACGGUGUCGAUGGCGAUCGGAUCCUUUCCGAGGGCGAGGAUUACCUUAGCUCCGACGGCGAAGGUUCUGCUGCGGGGAAGAGUAAACAUGCCAAGAAGGUGAAAAAGAAGGUGGUGGUGACAGAAUCUGACAAGAUGGCUGUCGACCGUGCACUGGUUAGAGGUGCACUUCAAACGACCAAUGUAAGCAUGGGCGCUGGUGUGUCGGCUCGUGCCUCGGACGUGAUUGCAGUUGACCUUGGCGAAGGUGGUAGCAGUGUCGCACUCUCGAACGGAGACGAGAAGCAAGUGAAGGAUCUUGAGCUAGGUGCAAGGGUCUGUCAUGAGACACCCACUCAUGCUACCUCUGAGUCCCAAUCGAAGGUUGAGUCAAAAGACGCCGACAUGGAGCCCGCUGCAGAGGGUGAGGAGAACCCGUGGCUGUCGAGCACGGAUACGAAGAGCAAGUCUCGCAAGAAUAAGAAUAAGAAGAAAACAAAACAGAAGAACGAAGGUGCGCAGCCGGACGUGGCGACAGCUAUUGCGUCUCUUGCACAAGACACGAAGAAAAAAAGUCAGGAGAAUACCUCGUUUGCUAGCCUUACGAACCAUACGGCAAAGGCUUCGAAGAUUGGCAAAAAGCGGAAGCUGGAUCAAGUAAAUCUCGAAACCAUUGAGGAUUCUGAGCAUACAGUCGUGAGCAAAAACAAGAAGAAAAACAAACAAACACAGAAAGAUGCCAAAGAUGCUAGUCAGGACGAACUUGUGCGCCGUGCAUUCGAAUUUGUAGCUGAUGAAGAGAACGAGCUUGCUCAUGAGAAAGACCGGUUGGCUAGUCGGGAUGCUAACGCCAAAAAGAGCGUCGAGAUUGCCAAGCUUGUGGGUAUGUCUGGAUGGGGCAACUGGGCAGGUGAAGGCGUCCGAGUGUCAAAGCGUCAAGUUGCGCGUGAACAGAAGGCUAAGGACAUUGCACGUGAGGCCAAGCAAAAGGCUUUAGCUGGUCGCAAGGAUGCUUGUCUCGACAAGGUGCUGAUUAAUGAGAAGAAGGACAAGAAGGCUGCUAAAUUUAAGGUCAAGGACGUACCAUACCCAUUCACAUCGCGGGCAGAAUACGAGGCUGCUAUGCGCAAUCCUUUGGGCAGUGACUGGAACACUUCACAGGUGACGAACGUACUGACGGCGCCCAAGAUUAUGAAACAUGCUGGUACGACCAUUGCUCCGCUUUUGCUCACGAAAGAGGACCGUAAGCAGGCAAAGAAGGAAUUAAGCUUGAAACGCAAGGCCAAGUUCUGA